Molecule: messenger RNA, 186 nt
Organism: Brugia malayi
Lineage: Eukaryota; Metazoa; Nematoda; Chromadorea; Rhabditida; Onchocercidae
Exons: 2
Coding region: 1-186 (61 amino acids)
Source: RefSeq, a predicted model, not a curated record
AUGCCGACAAUUUACGAAUUACAUCAUUAUGCAAUAGUUUCAAUGCUAAUGUUGCUAAAACUUGGAGAUAAUUUGCAAUUUCGAUUUAUGAUGCAAAAUUUAAAGUUGAACCAAUAUACUUUUCAAGUAAUCUCACGACAACUUCAAAACAAAACAAAACAAAAAACGAUCAAUAUAUCAGCAUGA